Molecule: messenger RNA, 1644 nt
Organism: Schistosoma rodhaini
Lineage: Eukaryota; Metazoa; Platyhelminthes; Trematoda; Strigeidida; Schistosomatidae
Source: the annotation of a GenBank genome assembly
AUGAAUACUUCUGAGUUGAGUGAAUGUGAAUCUUCACCAAGUAUUCGUGUGCAUAAGCGUGAAACAAAGCACAGAAUAUUUGUCAACCGGAGCCUGCAGCUAGACAAGAUAAAGUUUUUCGGAUUCGAUAUGGACUACACUCUAGCACAGUAUAAAUCACCACAAUAUGAAGAGCUUGCAUUUAAUAUUAUAAAAAGCCGGCUGAUAAAACUUGGCUAUCCUCCGAAAACGUCUGAUUUUGUUUAUGAUCCUUCGUUUCCACUGAGAGGCCUGUGGUUUGAUCGGCUUUAUGGCACUCUUUUGAAAAUGGAUCAAUUUGGCAAUAUUCUUUCAUGUUUACGUGGAUUUAAUUUUAUCCAAAGGGAAGAACUUCGAUCAAUGUAUCCAAAUAAGUUUGUGAAGUACGACGAGAAACGAAUUGAAAUAAUGAACACUUUAUUCAGUCUUCCAGAGACCUACAUACUCUCAUGUAUAAUCCAUAUGUUCGUCAACGAUCCUGACUACACAAAAGUGGAGCAUGGUGUCAAAAAGGGAUCUCUGUAUAUGUCAUACGCUUCAAUUUAUGAGGAUGUGAGAACUGCAUGUGAUUGGAUGCAUAGAGGAGAACUAAAACAACGUACUUUGGCAAAUAUUAGUGAAUAUGUUGAAAGAGAUCCACGUUUAUGUACUUUGUUAGAUCGGCUACGAGUGAAUGGUGCAAAAGUGUUUUUGUUAACAAACAGUGACUUUGAAUAUUCUCAUGCAAUUAUGAGCUACAUUUUGGGAGACCCAAGACCCGAUGGUACUAUUCGUAAAUGGACAAGUUAUUUUGAUUACAUUGUAACUGAUGCAAGAAAACCAGCAUUCUUUCAAGAAGGAACAAUUUUAAGAGUUGUUUGCCAAGAUACUGGACAGCCAAGUAUUGGUCAUCAUAUGGGUCCCUUAGAAACUGGUCAAAUAUAUUCCGGAGGAUCUUGUGAAGUUUUUUCUAAUCUAAUUGGUGCUCGUGGUAAAGAUGUUUUAUAUGUUGGUGAUCAUGUUUAUGGUGAUAUAUUAAAAUCGAAAAAAACUGUCGGUUGGAGAACAUAUUUAAUUAUACCAGAAUUAGCAAAUGAAAUUUAUGUUUGGAAAAAGAAAAAAUCAUUAUUUGAUGAAUUACAAAAGAUUGAUAAUAAUUUAGAAACAGUCUAUCGUGAUUUGAAUAUCUCAUCGAAUAUAAGACCGGAUGUUGGAGAUUUACAAAGAAAAAUUCGGGCUAUAGCUCAACAAAUGGAAGAGUCUUAUGGUGCAUUGGGAAGUAUUUUCAGAAACGGUUCUCGUCAUACAUUCUUCUCAUCUCAAGUGUUACGUUAUGCUGAUUUAUAUUCUUUUUCUUGUAUCAAUCUUAUCUACUAUCCUUUAUGUUAUAUGUUUCGUGCACCAGCUAUGCUUAUGCCUCAUGAAUCAACUGUAUCUCAUGGUGAUUCACCAAAAGAUAGUUUCUCUGAUUUGGAUGCUUUACCGUGUGGACUUCGUCGACGUACUAGAAAUGAAAUCACUCCAUUAUCGCCGGUGCUAUAUGUGAAUCUGAUGAAGAACAGGAUGACUCAUUUGAUUCCGAUUAAAGUUAUUGAACUUCACCAAUUCCUUUUCUUUCCCAAUUACUCUAUCAUUCUUAUCAAAUAA